Messenger RNA from Brassicogethes aeneus, 511 nucleotides. Lineage: Eukaryota; Metazoa; Arthropoda; Insecta; Coleoptera; Nitidulidae. The record is from the annotation of a GenBank genome assembly.
GAAAAUGUACAUUUCUUUUUAAAUCUAUUAUAUUUAAAUAUAAUGUAAAAAUGGGUCCUAAAUUAGGUGUGCUAGGUGUUUUAUUUAUGCUAAAUACAAUGUAUGCACAAAAAGUAGUUUAUACGUUUACGGAGUUUCCCUACAAAGAAACCAACAAAAAUGAAAUUAUGUUCAGAGAAGUGGAGGCUGCAUGUAAUAGAGGGUGCUUGGGUAAAACUAGUGUAUCAAAAAUACUUUGUAAUCGACAAUGUGUCUCUCCUUCAUGCUACAGAGACAUUUACUCAAAUGAUCAGUUAGAGGAAGGUGAAGUAGAUGUAAGGCUAAAUUCGUUUAAAGGUUGUUUUAUUCAACGAUACAAUAGAUCUCGCCCUUAAUCUGGCUAACACCAAUAUAAUGUUAACAAUACAACACCUAUAAGUCAAAUGGUUAUUCACAUGGUAAAAUAACAAUUUUAAUUAAUAUACAAUAUCAAUCAAUAAUACACAUAAAAAUAUUUAAUUUAUAAUACAAG